UCCGCGAAGCACUACAGCAAGCGCAAGUAAACAUAGCGGUUGCUUCCCUUGAUGCACCUAAAGCGAUAACGCGACGUCGGGUAGACGGAUCCCAAUAAUGACGUGAGGUCGGAUCAGACGUGUUCUAGGUGGCGGAAGGUAUUAUCAAUUCCACAAAAAAAGCCGAAGAAAAGUUUGUCAAGCAUGGCCACACCAGCCAAAAAAGCGAAAACUGAUCAUACUCCUACUGACCAGCGCCCUUGCCCGUACGGCUCGCGCUGCUACAGAAAGAACCCGAAACACUUCGAGGAAUACUCCCACCCUGACGCUGACAGCACGGACACAACCACGAGCACAAGCACGGAUCAUGCGUUUUUCGAUUCCACUGGACUGCCACCCUGCAAAUAUGGUGCUAAGUGUUAUCGCAAAAAUCUUCUGCACUUCGCAGAAUUUUCACAUCCCACACAGGGCCCUACCACAGAUCCAUCGUUUCCAGCAGACGACAGCGAGGGUGACACGGAAGUCUAUGAUUCUGACGACGAAGAUGAUAAGAAAAAGAAGGAUCAAAAAGAUGUGCUGAACAGGGGGAUGUCGUUAGUAAAGAGCUUUUCACAAAUGACAGAGGCUGAGCGCAAGGAGCUGAUACAGAAGGCCUUUGAGGCCAAACAAAAGCUACAGGAAGAACUAGCAGCUACAAAAGAGGUUGAAGAGAAAGAAAGGGAGUUAAAGAGACUCCAGGAUGAGGUAAAUACUGGCAUGCUGUUACUGGAUGGCGAAAAGGAGGCAUUGGAAGGUAGCAAAACAGUUUACUUCCCCUUGUUUCCUGAAAGAAGUUACAAAGAAGGGUCAGCGGCACAGAUACAUUUCCGCUUGGCAGAAUCUCAAUUUUAUCGUUUGCUGAGUGGAGAGGGUCAUUCUGCAUACAGAGUUACAAAAGUUGAGUAUGUUGUCACACCUCACUUGGUCAAAAGAUUCAGGGAGGCCAGAGAAGAUCUAAAGAAUGUUAGGGGCGAAGACAUGUCAUAUCCUGUCCUAGGAUUUCAUGGUACUGAUGUUACAAAUAUUUCACUCAUCUGUCAGAAUGGAUUCAAAGUACCAGGACAAGCAGGGUUUCAUCACAAGACAGAUACAGGAUAUUAUGGAGCUGGUGUCUAUUUCAGCGAGUAUCCAUCUUAUUCCAUGUCUUACAUCUCAGGCUCUACAAAACUGUUAUUAAGUCAAGUGCUUCCAGGAAAGGUGUUUCAUUGUACCAAAUUAAUUCAUGGAGCCAACCUGAAGCCCAAUCAUGACUCCCAUAUGUCACCUUGUAAGAAGGAGUUAAUCAUCUUCAACUCUCAUCACAUCCUGCCUUGCUAUGUCGUCCACUACACACAGUGCAGUACACAGUUUCAAUAUCAGAAAAUAAGAGCUAGGAAAAAAGGUGGCCCUCAUGCACCUAAAAUGACCAGUGGUAGCACCUCUGUCAAGUAUAAGAAGGCACUUGGUAUUCCUGCUACAAGCAUAUUCAAAGGGACCACAUUCAAAAUCAUAGGGAAGAACUUUUGUCAGCCUGCAGCAUCCCUAGGGAACCUAAUAACAAAGCACCAAGGAAAGAAAGUGCUCUCUGACAACUUUGACAUCAUGAUUGCCUCAAAUGAUGUGGAUGUGAACACUGCUCAUGGCUCAGCUGCUACCACUGCUUUGAACUCAGAUAGACCUGUUGUGACAGAGGAGUAUUUGUACGAGUGCAUAAUACAGAAGAAGCAGUUGGACCCUGAUUACUUCUUGCACAGUAUUCAUGGCUGAUCACUGAUCAUAAGCUAAUUGUUUUUUCAAGUUUUGAGAAAAUUGGUCUCGGAGAACUUUUUAAUCUAUUGGUAAUAAAGUCAUUGUAUCUGAUAGUUGGGUUAAAAGAAUUUUACUGUAUCAUGAAACUGUGCAGAAUAUUUAGACUUAAGUAUGAUCAAGUAUGAUCAAUGGUAAACACUAUUACUAGACAAAGUGAGGAGUGCGUUUGUUUUCCUUGCACAAGAACUUGAGCAAGUUUCUAUGUGUAGUUGGCACAAACUAAUGUUAUGUGUUAGAUGGUACUAUUGUUUAUUGCAUGUCCAUAAAAUUUGGAAUUUAUAUCUUGAUUAAAAUACUUUUUUCAUGUUGGUCACAUUUAAUGUCAAUGGAAUUUAUAUUUCUCCUUUACAUCUAUAUAUUAAAUAUCCGCUUUUCUUUUGGAAAGAGGAUGCCAUUUGUGUUUAACAGGUAAAUGUCAAACUAGCUUAGAAACUGUUGUGCCAUCCUUUUGCAUUUUAGCCCUCACUAAUCUUAAUGAUGCAGGAAAAUGAAGUGUUACAAAAGCUACAAUUUGACAUAAUCUACAAGGUAAUCCUCUAGAGUUUAGCAGACCACUAUAUCACUUUUACUUGCUCGAACAAGAGACAGCCAAACUGCUCUAUGUAAAUUGCCAGAAAUAAUUUCACCAUGAAAAAAACCAUCUUGUUCACUUUAGAUUUUAUUUCCAGUGAGAUAACUGUACAUUUUGUUGCUUCUAACAAUCCACACAGAGACCACUUUUUAAAGAAAUUAUCAGAACACUGCAUUCUAAUGUCUGGGUCUACUGACGACUCAUUAGCCCAUGUGGUUAUUAUUGUACCAAAGCAAAUGUGCCACAAACCACCUGCAUUAAAUUGGAAGAGCAUCUUUCCAUGCAUAAAAGGACUUGAUUUCAGAGGACAGAUGGGCCCUCUGGAGAGUGUUAUUAUUAAUGGAAAGGUGUUACAAAAGACCCCACAACAGACUAGAUUCUAAACUCCCCGUUGAUAAUCUUAGAGUUUAAAUAAGUUGAAGAAAAGUUGAAUAAGCAAAUAUAAGAGAACUGAGAUUUCACACAAUUAAACAUUCCUUAAAAGAGCUAUUCUCAAACUUAAAAACUAUUUUAAAUUUAAAGUAAAGGUGUUAUUUCUUGCAAAGAUCAACUACAAGGGCUGUAGCUAAAACAAAAAGUUGUGUGACAAACUCUAUACUCUGACAACACAUGUAAGUCUCAAAAAAGACUUAUUUUGAAACCAAGCAUCAUUGUAACUACAUGGAAUCGCAUAUGACUUCAUCACAAUUAAAAGUUUAACUGAAGACAUCUAAAAGUAAUGGUAUGUUAUAAAAUUCAGGGCAGGUCUGGCCAAAAUUACUAUAUCAAAUUUAUAAAAUAUUUAUUCAUCAAACAAACAUUUGAAAAUAGUGCAUAAGAUCCUAUCAAAUGAUGAAGGCAUUUCUUAAAGUGGCUAAAUGUUUUGGCUCGUUGUCUUAAUAAGACAUUUAAGAAACUAGAAGUCUGAAAAAAAUAAUCUAUUCAGUACUAUAAACUGUAGCUACAGUACUAUUAUAAACAGAAAAAUGUGAAGAAACCAUUUAAAUACAGUUAAAGGGAUGAGGUAAAUCUAAUUUGCAAUAUAUUUUGAGGUAAAGUAAUUUUAAUUGGAAGAAGUGUCAUCACAGGUACCUAUGACUUCAGUAAAAAUUUACCAAGAAACGUUGAUGUGUAGACCUGACAACAUGAAAGUAUUUUUUUCAAUUAAAUAUUUUUCAAUUUCUACAUCUACACAAUAUUUGAUACACAACAUUGACAGCAGACAGAAGACAAUUCCUGUGAUACAGAAUAACACUGCCCACUUUUUCAGACCACACUUCUAAUAUGUGACACUGAAAACUAAUUACUAGUGAGACUAAACAAGUAUGAAUAAAGUUUUACAGUAAUAUUGACAACAGUUUUCUUUGACGAUCUUGUUGAGUUUUUCACACUAUAGUACAACGAAGAUUUUCUUCAACAUUUUCAUUUUCUGCUAUAUGCAAGCACUGGCCACACACACCUGAAGGAAUAUCUAAGUAAGCAGAAUCUGUGUCAUAAAACAAGUAUCACACACCCCUACCCACACAAAAAGAGACCUCAGAAGAAGCAUGGGCCUCAUUAACAGCAGCAAUGUCAUUAGGUCUGACAAAAACAGAAAGAACAAAGAAAACAAGUAGGAUAAGUAACCAUAGCUGAUGUCGGGUUAUCACACAGUUUCUUGUCUGGCUAAUUUAAAAUACCUCAGCAAGAGUUUUAGAGAGUACUACACAGACCCAGUGAAUGAUCAGGCAAUUGCAACUAAACCUUUUGAUAGAACAUGAUUUAGCUUAUCUUAAAUAAUUGAGACAUAGUCAAAAAUAAUAAUCACAGCUGUAGUUAAAUCAUUCACCUUUCACAUAACCCUUUUUCAAACAAUACUACCAACAAAAAAAAUCAGGCACUUUGAAUUGUUUCACCAUUUCCAACUCUCUGUACAUUCAGUUAUUUCAAGUAUUCAGAGUUCAGUCUCACUUGAACAUGCAUGGUUCACAAGUGAUAUAUUACAUUGUGACAAAAGUUUGCUUCUGGCACACAGUUGGACUUAAUUUAUUUUUGCUUUGUUGAACUGAAACUAAAUGGAUGAAUAAAGGUUUCAGUAGAUACAUAUGAAAAUACUAGCGUUUUGUGAGGUGGUUGGUUUUAUUUGCAUGUUUCGUCUGUUUGAAUGCUUGAAUUGGGUCAUCACCCAUGAAAACAAAAUAGCCAGUCGAGGGUUCAUCAUGUUUGACGUAAAUUCAAUUCACACUAUGCAGUUUAAAACAUUUGGGGUCCGCUGAAGCUUUCCAUCUAACAAAAAUCUAAAAUUUCCACAUGCGAAGUAUUUGUCAACAUAUUUGCAAAAAAUUAAUACGAUCCGAAUUCAUACUUACGAUCAUAAUGGUACUUUGUCUCGAAAUUGUGGAAACUUUGAUCACCGAGAUAAUUACUUUUAUUGUCUAGUAGACAACAGAACUUGUGGGUUAAAAAUUGCUGUCCGAAUGCUUAUUUUAUGAAAUAUCUGUUAAUAAUCUCACAAACACGAACAGAUUUACAGUAAUAUAUAAAUUUUGCUUGAAACUGAAAGACUUUGUCCAAUGGUAACAC
Molecule: messenger RNA, 4918 nt
Organism: Pomacea canaliculata
Lineage: Eukaryota; Metazoa; Mollusca; Gastropoda; Architaenioglossa; Ampullariidae
Biological process (GO): double-strand break repair
Molecular function (GO): 3'-5' exonuclease activity; DNA-(apurinic or apyrimidinic site) endonuclease activity; NAD+ poly-ADP-ribosyltransferase activity
Source: RefSeq, a predicted model, not a curated record